UCCCCACUCCUCCGCUCUUGCCCAAAACCCUCGCCUCCCUCCUCCCCCUCAACCGGCUUCGCUCGACACCAUUGCCUUCGUGAUACAGUCGCCACGAGAGCUAGCUGUGAAGGCAACGACGAGAUUGCGGCUUACAGAGACCACCGAAACCCCCCAUCUUUCUCAUCAUUCCUCUCCGCUCCCACCAGAAAGCAUUGACGAAGGCCCUUGAUUCCACAAACACCACUUUUGUACUGCGAUGGAAGGCGGCGGCGAUGGACUUGAGGCAGAGAAGAAGGGGAAGAAACACAAGGGAAAGCACGACAAGCCGAAGCCGUGGGAUGAGGACCCUAAUAUCGAUCACUGGAAGGUUGAGAAGUUUGAUCCAUCGUGGAAUGAGACUGGGAUGCUUGAAGUUAGUUCUUUCUCAACGCUCUUCCCUCAGUACAGAGAGAAAUACUUGCAAGAGGCAUGGCCCAUUGUUAAACGUGCUUUGAAAGAGUAUGACAUUGCGUGUGAGCUCAAUUUGGUUGAGGGUUCGAUGACUGUAUCAACAACUCGGAAGACCAGGGAUCCAUACAUUAUUGUCAAAGCUAGGGAUCUUCUCAAGCUUUUAUCACGAAGUGUUCCUGCACCCCAGGCCAUUAAAAUACUGAACGAUGAAAUGAACUGUGACGUCAUUAAGAUUGGAAACCUUGUAAGGAACAAGGAACGAUUUGUCAGACGACGGGAGCGCCUUUUAGGCCCUAACCUUUCCACACUCAAGGCCAUUGAGAUUUUGACUGGGUGCUAUGUUCUAGUCCAGGUAUUUCUUUAGCAUAUUCUUUUGGGGUUUUAUUUCCUCUACAAACAGGUUCGAAGGAUUGUAGAAGACUGUAUUCAGAAUGCUCUGCAUCCUGUCUACCACAUUAAGACUCUUUUAAUGAAACGUGAACUUGCCAAAAAUCCUGCCCUUGCCAAUGAGAAUUGGGAUCGGUUUCUCCCGAAGUUCAAGAAGAAGAAUGUUAAGCAAAAAAAUGUGAAGAGCAAGGAGAAGAAACCUUAUACUCCUUUCCCUCCUCCCCAACAACCAAGCAAGAUCGACCUGCAACUUGAGAGUGGCGAGUAUUUCUUGAGCGACAAAAAGAAAUUUGCCAAGAAGUGGCAAGAGAAACAGGUGAAGCAGGCGGAGAUGACUGCCGAAAACAAGAGAAAGAGAGCGGCCGCAUUUAUCCCGCCUAAGGAACUCACCAUUAAUGAUAAGAAGGAAGCUAAUGAGAAGCAUGAUGUGGCUGUUAUAGCCAAGUCUUUAAAGGAAAAAACAAAGGAAUUUAAAAAGCAUGAAGAUCAAGGCAAUAUCAAUGCUGAAUCAUACAUCCACAAUAAUAGACCUGCAAAGAAGUCCAAGUCUUCCAAAUCUACCUAAGGUUAAUCUAACCUCACAUUAACCUCUGAUUUUCUGCUCUGGUUAAAAUGCUCAAGCAGUUUCUUUAUCUCUUUCUCUUAUGCAAUUGAGUUUUCUCAAGAGUAAAGUUGCAAUGUGAGGAGGUUUUGCCACACUUCACAUAUUUAACACUUAAACUUCAAUUUUUACAGAUGUACCACUUUAUUGUUUUGAUAGGUAUGAUAGUUAUGUUUAUUGUCUGAGGGUGUAAUAUUUUAGAUGGUUUGAUUAUUUCAUGAAUAUUUAUACAUUGUAAUUAAAAUUUUAAUUG
Phalaenopsis equestris is the source of this 1673-nucleotide messenger RNA. Its product is annotated as KRR1 small subunit processome component homolog. The record is from RefSeq and is a predicted model, not a curated record. The transcript is spliced from 13 exons. Gene Ontology annotation, cellular component: nucleolus; small-subunit processome. NCBI's taxonomy places the organism in Eukaryota, Viridiplantae, Streptophyta, Magnoliopsida, Asparagales, Orchidaceae. Gene Ontology annotation, molecular function: RNA binding.